Anthostomella pinea is the source of this 2616-nucleotide messenger RNA. The record is from the annotation of a GenBank genome assembly. NCBI's taxonomy places the organism in Eukaryota, Fungi, Ascomycota, Sordariomycetes, Xylariales, Xylariaceae.
AUGGCAAGCAUGGCAGAUACAGGCUGGGAGGCUAUGGAGGCAAAGCCAAAGGGUUCUGCCUCUCUCGCCGCUGUCAUAUCAGCCUUCGUUCCCACCUGGGCAACUGGUCUUGUUUUUGUCGCCAUAUUCAUUCUCAUUCGACACAGGUAUCCCAACAUCUACGCUCCCCGUACCUUCAUGGGCACCAUACCGCAGAGGGACCGCACACCUUCAGCAUCGGCAAGUCAAGCCUACUUCGACUGGGUCCAUACCAUGAGCAAGCUCUCUGACAAAUUCCUCCUGUACCACCACUCACUGGAUACUUACCUCUAUAUGCGCUUCCUCCGCACUAUCAUCUUCAUCUGCAUCGUCGGCUGCUGUCUAACAUGGCCUGUUCUAAUGCCAGUGAACGCCGCUGGUGGUGGCACAUCAACUCAGAUUGACAAGAUUGGCAUUGGCAACGUCAGUAAGAAGAGCUACUUGUAUGCCCAUGCCGUGAUGGCUUGGGUCUUCCUUGGCUUCGUCAUGUUUACCAUUGCUCGUGAACGCAUAUGGCUCAUUGGCUUACGGCAAGCUUGGACCCUCUCCACGUCAGAUGCGAAGCGCCUUUCGUCGCGGACCGUUUUGUACUUGUCGGCCCCCAGAGAUGCCCUCGAGGAGAGCAACAUGCAUCGCCUCUUUGGAGACGGCGCAGUACGAAUUUGGCCUGUCACACAAGCCGAAGCCUUGGAGACUUUGGUCUCGGAGCGGAGUUCUCUGGUGGGAAAACUCGAGGGUGCAGAAAUGGCCCUGAUUCGGAAAGCCAAUAAGAAGGGAGCCUCUAAGAAUGUUCGCUCGCAGGUCGGAGAUGAACCCACUUACGACAGUCUUCCUGAUGCGGUCAAGAAGUCCAUCAGGCCAAUGCACAGGCUCAAGUUUUCUCCUGCUAGCGAGAAGGUGGACAGUAUCGAGUGGCUCCGUGAGCAGAUUAAAGACAAGGAAGGUCAGAUUGAGGAGAUGAGGGCUUCGUAUAAGAUCGAGAAUCCUCAUGGGGCUGCCGCCGUCUUUGUCGAGUUUCGGACCCAUGCCGACGCCCAGAGAGCAAGCCAACAGGUCGCGUCGUCCAACCUUUUGGCUCUCACUCCUAGGUACGCCGGUGUAUUACCCAAGGACGUCAUCUGGGACAACUUGACGAUCCCGCCCGCGCGCCGCAUCUCUCAGGAAGGUAUUGCCCACGCCAUUGUCAUUGCGUCAAUAGUAUUCUGGUCAAUCCCCAGUGGUUUCGUUGGUCUUGUUUCCAACAUCAGCUACCUUGCGGAGAACUUUGAAUGGCUCAGCUUCCUCAAAAACCUUCCCGAGCCACUCAUCGGACUCUUGUCUGGUCUUCUUCCCCCUUUGUUGACAAGUCUACUGAGUAAAUAUGUGCCAAAUUUGUAUCGAUACAUAUUCAAGUCUUUUGGCGCACCGACUACGGUAGCCAACGAGAUCAAAGUACAGAAAUGGUUCCAGGUAUACCAAGUGACCCAAGUUUUCCUCGUCACUGCCGUCUUCUCUGGAGCCGCAACGGUAGCCUCACAGCUCAUCGAAGGGAUACAAGACCCUGCGUCGAUACCCGCUCUACUGGCAAGACAACUGCCAAAGUCGUCGAAUUACUACUUGACGUACUUCAUCAUCCAGGGAACCACCUCUGCUACAGACAAUCUUCUCAACUACUCGGACUUGCUUCAAUACCUAUUCUUUGACUAUUUCUUCGACAAGACUCCGCGCCAGAAAUUUACUCGAUACACUAGCAUGAAGGGCAUCACAUGGGGUAAAGUAUUUCCGAAGUUUGCCAACUUCGCCAUCAUUGCAAUUGCCUACUCGUGUAUCGCACCCCUUGUGCUUGGCUUUGCAGGAAUUGGACUAGGUCUUUACUACUUUUCGUAUCGGUACAACCUCCUUUACGUUAUACAACCGAAGAUCGACACGAAGGGUCAAGCUUAUACCCUCGCCCUUCAACAUCUGCUCACGGGCGUGUACAUUGCCGAAUUAGCCCUGAUCGGAAUCUUCGGACUAAGCAAGGCGACCGGCCCAUCCAUCAUGCUGGCUGUACUGUUCAUCGUCACUAUCCUUUACAACGUAUUGAUGAACAAGUAUCUAUCCCCUCUCGAAAAGUUCCUGCCAUCUGACCUAGCUUCUGCAUCCGAAGAAGGGGAUGAGAGCACGCCAUUGCUAUCGGGUGCCGAGGAAGGUCGAUCGCAGAUGUCAUCGCAUAUCCAACGCCUAGGCCAGCGUGCUCACGUGCCAUCGCACGUCAGUCAACACGUGGUCGACCCCACGGCGCGUUUCUUCGAACCCCACGUGUUCGCGACAUACGAAUCUAUGAAAACAUGGGUCCACAGUGGCGACCACUACGACAUCGAAGAAGACGAGGUUCCGGAAUACAAGGAAGAGCAGCUGAAGAAGGCGUACCUGAACCCUGCGCUGACUUCGCCGACACCGCUCAUCUGGCUUGCCAGAGACGGGAUGGGGGCGAGUAAGAGCGAGGUCCAGGAAAAUGGCGAACGGGGCCUCAAGGCAAGUGACGAGGGUGCGUGGAUUGAUGAGAAGGGGAGGGUAAAAUGGAGUGUGCAAGAGAUUGGUAAGGUGCCGGUGUGGAAGCAGGGUGUCAAGUAUUAG